AUGAAGCCAUCAACUGUUGCUCGCUGCGCGGUCGCAAACGAAUAUUUGCGCCGAAGGAAACAGCCUUGCUGUGAUGCGACCAAUCGCGGUCGCCCCAACCACCACGUCAAGCUUUUGAGUGUCACGUUUGAGGACGUGUCGCAUGACGGAUCACGAAAGGAGCAAAGGUUGAUGGAGAGUUCACAGCCACUCAGGUCACCGACAGUGAGAGAGCACUGUUGCACAGAGACAGGUGUGAUGAGGAUUGUCGCUUUGGACAGGACCAGUGAAGCAACAACCACGAUAGUGCAUUCACGCAAAUCUAGCGUUUGGGUGCCAACCACAAAGCGCCAACGUACCAGCAGCGCUGUUUUGCUGGCUUUACAACCCAAGACGGAUAGAAACGCCCCGACCGCGCCAACAGUCGCGGACGUAGAUGAUCAGGAUAUCUAUCUCGAAGAACCAAUUUCGAAUGAAUGCAGUACUGCAACACAAGCGUCGCAAGACAUGGCCAAACAAGAAUACCCGAUCUUGACCACUUUUCGCUUCCCUCCCUCUGGAGAUGACUGUACAUCCAAAAUCAGUGUUCGGUCAACGCACUCUGAGGUACCAAGUGAUACAGCAUCGCCAACCUCGGAUGCGACCCUCUUUGAAGAUGCGCCCCUAUGUCCAGUCAGCCCGUCAGGCUGCGGUGAAGACUUUCCGGAUUGCACAGAUCACAACGACAUCCUAGGGAAGAGAUUGUCAGCCAAGUGCGCCAAUCAAGUCAAAGAUUACGAACCGACUCCAAUGUCGAGGAGGUAUGUCCGACACUGCCGGCACAUCUCGUCUAGUUCGGCCGUUGACGUUGCCGAAACACUUCCAACUUCCUUGCGGUCGAGAGCAAAGACGAAUGAUGGCCUGUUUUUGUUCAGGGCAAAUCCCUUUAAAGAGCCCACAGCCAAUGUUCACAGGGGCAGACACCGUCAAAGAAUUUCUCUGAAUCUCCCAGUGAACUCGCAUGCUGGUCAGCGCAGCGGAACCCAGCAAUCUAGACAGCCUGAUACUGAGGAUUUGACCCAGCCGUUGGUUGGCGACGAGGCCGCGUAUCCUGCUACCAAAUCGGAUACAUGGCCCGCAGAAGAACGGGAUCUGGAGUACAAGCACCGACAUACCUUUAUAGGAACCGCCUCGCUAGACGACUUCAUAGAAAUUCUAGAAAUCUCAAAAACACACACCACUACCAAAGGCGCGGUCGCUCGAGCAUUCGUACAGCUAGCUUCAGCCGAGCAGCUUUACGCUCGACAAUGCUCUACUAGGAACAAUGGAUGGGAGCUUAUCACACCAACAUCACUGACCGUCAUGGACGUUACUAGCGUCGAUUAUAUCGUACAGUUGCGAGUCAAGCUGGGUUCCAUCACUCUGAGGCAGUUUCUAGAUUUGAUACCUUUCGAUGAAGAUGAUGAGGCAGCGGCGGUGCAUGUCGUUGAAGCCUUCUCAAUUGCUAGCCACAUGGACACGACGGCGGCUAUAGGAACAAUUAGCAAGGCGAAAGCUUUCAGGAGUUGGUUAGUCGAGCAGAUGAAGGUCGACGCAGGUCAUUGA
This is a messenger RNA of Alternaria alternata, 1563 nucleotides long. RefSeq lists its product as hypothetical. The transcript has 2 exons. Bases 1 to 1563 code for a protein of 520 amino acids. Lineage: Eukaryota; Fungi; Ascomycota; Dothideomycetes; Pleosporales; Pleosporaceae. The record is from RefSeq and is a predicted model, not a curated record.